UCGCGCGCUCAAGUCCGUCCGAGCCGCGGCGCAGUCAGUGCGCCUCGACUCGCUAGCAUGGAGCCGCAGCACGGCUCCGCGUUCUUGGUGCUCGCCGUGCUGACCCUAUGCUACCUGCUGCUCAGUUGUCUUCCAGAACCGCAAAUGCACCACCACACAAAGGGGGUGGUCGGUCAGAAAAGCAAGAGUGUGAACGUUGGACUCAAGGAACCAGAUUCGCUUGAUUUGGGCAACAUCGAGACAAAGAAACGACUGCUAGAAACUCUGAAAAACUCAUGCCUCCCAAAAUUGGUGUGCCAACUAUUGGCGAACAACGACCGGAAAUUAAGCCGCUCUGAACUGUCACUUCUCUCAAUAAUCAAGGACACAAGCCUUGGCAUGACUGCAGAAGUGACAUCAAAACUGCAUUUCGCUGCGCACAUGGGCCAGUUAGUUGCAGGGGUGGAUGGCACCGGCUGCCACAAUUUCUACCCCUCGUGCCCUCUCCCCGGCAAUGCUGUGAUGCCUUUUUUGCAGACGGUCAAACGGUCCUACAGCGGCAAGUUCUAAGCAAUCGAAGCACAACGGAAUUUUGCUCGCUGCACACUCAACAUUGCGUUGAGUGCUUAAAAUGUGAUAUUUCCGUAGUUUAUAAGUUUGGGUGCUUGAUUUGUACUAUACAGUAAGAUUUUAUUAUGUUUUUAACACGUUAAAGUUUGAAUGUGUUCAUCUUAAUCCCUCAAUAUUUUGUCAAAGCUUUCACUUUUCAUAGCAUAAUUUCAAUUCAUGCUAGCGACAUUUUGAUUAUUGCACAUAUAAAUUUUAAGUACUUUGUACUACAAGAAGAAUCCUGUGAUCUUACUAAAAUAACUUAAGCAAAAUAUUUUAUAGAACGUGUUUCACGAGGAAUCACAUGGAACCGCCAACGAAAAGUGUUACCAAGUUGUAAAUACCUUCAAAAUAAAUUCAGUAAUUAAAAAAUAAA
Molecule: messenger RNA, 964 nt
Organism: Cloeon dipterum
Lineage: Eukaryota; Metazoa; Arthropoda; Insecta; Ephemeroptera; Baetidae
Gene: geko
Product: geko
Exons: 3
Coding region: 58-549 (163 amino acids)
Source: RefSeq, a predicted model, not a curated record